Molecule: messenger RNA, 489 nt
Organism: Mesorhabditis spiculigera
Lineage: Eukaryota; Metazoa; Nematoda; Chromadorea; Rhabditida; Rhabditidae
Source: the annotation of a GenBank genome assembly
AUGGAAAUCAAGGGAAGAAUGUCAUCUUACCAAUGCUUCGAUUGUCAGGAGACGAAUGAGGGAUGGCGAAUGCUAUCAUGCGGCCAGUGUUCGCAAAUCUGUUGCGCCCUUUGCGCCUGGAGACGCCACAAACAACAUCAGAAUAUCACGGACCUCUUCCCGGGAACAACCGAAGAAAUGGCCGAAAAGGGGAAAGGACUUCUCGAAGACGGGCUCGCCCACUUCACCAACAAGUUCAACACGUUCAAUCGGGAAGUGGAGGUGGCCAUCGGACAGUAUCAACACGAGACCAAGGCGGUGCUGGACGGCAUGCGUCCGGAUGGCCAUGCAGAAGCGGAAGAAAGACUCAAUUUUGUGCGAAACACGAUCUCACGUCUGCAGACGGCAAUGGAAGAAUGGCUGCCAGAUGGGGAUCGCCUCCUCAACACAAUCCGCCAUCUCACAACGGCUACCCUCCAGGCAAACGCCCAAGCCACGCCCCCCACCCGC